Melopsittacus undulatus (budgerigar) is the source of this 1020-nucleotide messenger RNA. RefSeq names its product stomatin like 3 (gene STOML3). Lineage: Eukaryota; Metazoa; Chordata; Aves; Psittaciformes; Psittaculidae. Gene Ontology annotation, cellular component: plasma membrane. The record is from RefSeq and is a predicted model, not a curated record.
AUGGAUCCCCAGAAAGGGGAAUCCAAGGAAAACAAGACAGAGCAUCUAAUUGCUGACAGAUGGGAAGGAAUUUGUGUAUGUGGCUGGAUCCUGGUUUCCUUUUCAUUCCUUCUGGUGCUUAUUACCUUUCCUAUUUCCAUCUGGGCAUGUGUGAAGGUUAUCAGAGAAUAUGAACGUGCUGUUGUAUUUCGUCUGGGACAUAUACUGUCUAAGAAAGCAAAGGGACCAGGUAUAAUCCUCAUACUUCCAUGUACAGAUACAUUCAUCAAGGUUGAUCUUAGAAUGGUUACCUGUAACAUCCCUCCACAAGAGAUUCUGACAAAAGAUGCUGUUACUACCCAAGUCGAUGGGGUGCUGUACUACAGGAUCCACAGUGCUGUCAGCGCUGUUGCUAAUGUCACAGAUAUCCAUUCAGCUACCUUCCUUUUGGCACAGGCAACCCUGAGAAAUGUUCUGGGUACGCAGACCUUGGCUCAGCUCCUGGCAGGCCGUGAGGAAAUUGCACACAAUAUCCAGACUAUCCUCAACAGAGCUACAGAGCAGUGGGGAAUCACAGUGGCUCGUGUGGAGAUCAAAGACAUCAGGAUUCCUGUGGUCAUGCAGAGGGCCAUGGGGGCUGAAGCAGAGGCUGCUCGAGAAACAAGAGCUAAGGUGAGAUCCAUGAGUAUCUAUCCCCAGGCUCUUGUAUCCUUGUCCUAGUCUUCUGAGUGCCUUUUUUUUUUUCUCGUCAUUGUAAAGGUGGGGUUUCCCCACAAUGGGCAGUGUCACAGAGCCAUUUCUAUUUCUCUUACUUUACAGGUUGUGGCAGCAGAAGGAGAAAUUAAUGCUUCUAAAGCCCUCAAGCAGGCCUCCAUGGUGCUGGCUGAGUCUCCGGCAGGUCUCCAGCUGCGCUACCUGCAAACAUUAACAGCCUUGGCAGCAAAAAAUAAUUCCACCAUUGUUUUCCCUCUCCCUAUAAAUAUGCUUGUGAGUUUGGGGCAGAAAAGUAAAGGGGGUUAGAUACUAUUCUAUGCUAGCUUC